UGCCUUGUCUCUUAAACAAACACUCUUUCGUCUCUUAUUUGGCUACAUACGGUCAAACGAGAAGAGCGGAACAUUUACCUUCGAGGCGUCGUGUUCGAGAUGGAACUACAAAGCGGGCGAACACACAUCAGUGGUCACAGAACAUGGCAGCUAUGCAUUACAACACACAGAUGGUAUCAGAAGAUCUGCAUCAGCAUCCGCGACACCUUUACAAUCUUCAACAGAGACUCCAGGAUCCCGGAUCCUCUCCUAGAUCAGAAGACGCCAGGUCGCCGCUGGACAGCAGAGUGAGAUCGCUCGACGAAGUGCGUUUUGUGGGUGCUAGAUCGCCAGACGUGGAAGACAGAGUGAUCCGAUAUCACGAGGAUACCGGAAGCAAACGUUUUCCCAAAGAGGCUAGUUUCUUCCACGAUCCGGAAAAUUCUUCCAGAAAGUGUUUCAGUGACGAAAUAGCGACGAGUCGUUGUCGCGAGUCGGAAACUUCACCUGGACGAACGUCCUCACCACAGAACUACAUCAUCAGUUCGCCUAAUCAACACAACAACUCUAUUGGCAAGACAUCAUUUUGCAUCGACGCGCUUCUCGGUCGCGCCACGAAACAAAAUGACAUCGAUCAGUCAUCUGUUGAUCGACAGAAAUCCUUUUCCAGAAGUCAUAGCGUUCAAUCUGACAGUCUGAAUCUAAGCAGCAUUCAAGAACGGGAAUCCCCGAGUGCUAUAAGAUGUUCCGGAGAUCAAAGAACUCUGGGAAAUCCCCUACAUCCGUUUGUUCAACAUCACGAGUCCGAGUCGCCUAGUUUGGAGACUCGAGAGAGACAUUCCGUUAAUCGCGACACUGUACUCGGUCUUCAUUCCGGCGAAUCCGUGUCUGUUCAAAGAGGUCCGUUCAGACCUGAAACAGGGACCAGCGGUUAUCGAAACGAUCGGUUGGAAAACGUCGAGGAUGACACGUCGGUCGACGUGGACCCGACGCGGACCGGAAGCGCCAGUCCUGGAAGCAACGCGAGUCGCAGUCCUGCUUCCAGUCCACCCAUAUCGCCCGGCUCGGAGGACCCAUCCAGCAAUGGAAUCCUGAGUCAUCAGAGUCUCGCGUCCGGGCCCUACGGCGUAGGAGCGGCGGUGGUUAGGCAGAAUCAGGGCCUUUUACUGCAUCCCGCGGGACCACUCAUUCAUCCUGGAGGACUGUAUUAUCAUCCGGCCAGCGGCAGCGCCUUCCAUUCGAUACACAAGGAGGGUCAGCCAGUCGGUCAUCCCCCAACCGGAGGACCUCAUCCUCAGCAGCAUCACAUCCAUCCACUUCAGCUUGAGUGGUUUGCUCGAACCGGCAUGUUAUAUCCCAGACUGCCCGCUGAUUUGGCCGGUUGCGCAGCACAACACGCUCUGUUGGGCAAGACUAGAAGGCCGAGAACCGCGUUCACGUCCCAGCAGCUCCUCGAAUUGGAGAAACAAUUCCGUCAGAAUAAAUAUCUCAGCAGACCGAAGAGGUUUGAAGUCGCGACAUCGCUGAUGCUCACAGAAACGCAGGUGAAGAUCUGGUUUCAAAAUCGGCGAAUGAAAUGGAAACGCAGCAAGAAAGCGCAGCAGGAGGCGCGUGCGAGCGGAAAAACUGAAGAGUCCGGAAAUACGAGAAACGCCGAAAGAGAUGCCGGAAGUGACGUUAGUGUAAAUGCACCCGGAACGCCGGAAGAAACUAGAGGAACGAUUCAGGAAAGUCAGAGAACUGGGACAGAUCUUCAGGAACCUUUGUAUCGGCCUUAUGUAGUUUAAAGAAUCGUCAAUGUUCGAAAAGCCGUGUUUAAUUUAACGAAAGACCAACAUGUUUUUAAGAUUUGUGCUAACAUCUUUGACGUUUUUAUUUUAUGUGCGUUGUGUUUUAGACACAAAUAAUUUCUAUAAUUAGACAGAUCAAUAUAAAUAAAA
Molecule: messenger RNA, 1919 nt
Organism: Pseudomyrmex gracilis
Lineage: Eukaryota; Metazoa; Arthropoda; Insecta; Hymenoptera; Formicidae
Gene: exex
Product: homeobox protein Hox-A1
Exons: 4
Coding region: 144-1766 (540 amino acids)
Biological process (GO): central nervous system development; spinal cord motor neuron cell fate specification; regulation of DNA-templated transcription
Cellular component (GO): nucleus
Molecular function (GO): sequence-specific double-stranded DNA binding; DNA-binding transcription factor activity, RNA polymerase II-specific
Source: RefSeq, a predicted model, not a curated record